AUGCCCUUCGACGUGUGGGCGCUCGCUACAGUCGCCAGGAAGCUUGGCUUCCACUGCUGUGGUCGCUGGGGUCCGGCGGUGCUCGUCAGGCUCUACGAUGCGACGGUCGGUUCUUCGCUCGCGUCGCCUGCGACGAGCCUGCAUGGCUCGUGGCUCGACGGGAGCUUGCUCAGCACGCUCCCAGGAUUGGACCUCGAGGCGAUCCUCGACGACGCCGGGAGGGCUCUCCUCGAGUCGGCACCUCGACGCCAGUCGCCACCGCGUGUCGGAGUGGUUUCAAGGGAAGCGGAGUGA
Molecule: messenger RNA, 294 nt
Organism: Emiliania huxleyi CCMP1516
Lineage: Eukaryota; Haptophyta; Isochrysidales; Noelaerhabdaceae
Exons: 3
Coding region: 1-294 (97 amino acids)
Source: RefSeq, a predicted model, not a curated record